Molecule: messenger RNA, 1569 nt
Organism: Hydatigera taeniaeformis
Lineage: Eukaryota; Metazoa; Platyhelminthes; Cestoda; Cyclophyllidea; Taeniidae
Source: the annotation of a GenBank genome assembly
AUGGAUAGCUCUGCUGAUAUUGAUGACUCCGGUGGAAUGGAUGGUGAUUUACCAACUGCAAAGUCCUUGAGUACACUCAGCUCAUUUGAUUCGAAUGGGUCCACGAUUGUUGAGGGCUUUUUUAACUCAAUUCCCAAAACAGGAAACGAAGUUGCAUUUAUUCGGUAUCAAUGCGAAAGGAUUGAGAAGCUACUUCUUCGAAAAAGGCCCGUUCAAGCCAUACAGAUGCUUAUUGAAGUUUCAGAUAACCUAAGCCAUUUAUCUCAGUGUGAUACGUACUCGCUUUGGGAGAGGCUAUAUCUUUACUUCGCGAAGGCCUAUGAACAAGUUGAGGAUUGGAAAAAUGUAGCACAUUGCCUUAGUUUGCUGAUUAAAUCAGUUGAACGGAGGUUAUCGUACGUCAAUUCCGAGUCAAUUGUAAAGUGGCCAAAAGCAACGAAAGAGUUGCUGGCUGAGUUGUGCAAACAGUAUGCUAUUACUCUAGAAUGUCUAAACGAAGACGCGAAUGGUGCUGCAGUUGCAUGGCUUAAGGUGGAGAAGGCCUUUGAAGAUUGCAAUUCCAUUCGGGAUGCUUGUUUUUCGGCACUUCGUGCGGUUCGAUGGUACUUAACUGGUGCAAAUGUGGAUUCCGCUCUAGGCGCCCUUUCCAUAGCUUUGGACAUGGUUAAAUUGGUUGGGAAAAUAUCUGAAAGAGGCAUUUUAUACAAUGAGUUGGGUAUGGCAUUCUUGGCCUUUGAACUUAAGGAUGACAGCAUUGCCUGUUUCCGGAAGGCAAUAAAAAGUCUUCCCAAAGGCGAAACGGAUGCUCGUGCCUCUAUUCUUCAAAACUUAGGCUCGGCUUAUAUAGUCGCCAAAAAAUUGCCUAAGGCCAUUUCAGCAUUAGAGCAGUCCGUGGCUGCUUACGGUAAGCAGGAUAAGUCACCCAUGUCGGAAGUCUACUUUUACUACCAUUGUAAAAGUCUUCAGCUUUUCUCCAUGGCAGGUGCAUUGAAGAAUACGGCAGGACAAGCGCAAGCUCAUUGCAAUUUGGGAUACGCUCUUAUGCGUGCAGGCCGGUACAAGCUAUCGCACUGGCACUACAAAUUGGCGCGUGACCUAGCUAAGGAAACCGCUUGGGAGGCUGUUCAGAUCCAAGCUGAAGCGGCACUAAAUGUGCUUGAGACUCCUAACUUCUCACAAAAUGCUAUCAAACCUCCUCCUGUAAUAUCCAUUUGUCCCUCUAUGACGCGACUACAGCGCCAAAUGAACAGCGAAACUUCAUCAUCGUCAUCUCCUUCCGUAAAGGUCAAGAAAAUGGGAAUGAAGGGUGGGAAGCGGGUCACGGAUGACAGAGAAAAGCAAAUCACUGAACAACUCACGACAAUUUUACCUACUUCUAGCUCCUCCAUGAAAUCAUCCAACUUGAAUGAUGACAUUUAUCUUCCAACCCGGCAGACUUUCUCUCUACGCAAAAUGAAUGGUAUUAAAUGCAAUGUGGAUUGUUCCCCACCCAUAAUGGGUCCACAAGCCGGAGACACCAAAAUCUCCCUUAAGUCGCCUUCAUUGCACCGGAAAAGGAGUAGAUCGUGA